Molecule: messenger RNA, 5461 nt
Organism: Onychostoma macrolepis
Lineage: Eukaryota; Metazoa; Chordata; Actinopteri; Cypriniformes; Cyprinidae
Gene: sh2b1
Product: SH2B adaptor protein 1
Exons: 11
Coding region: 799-3408 (869 amino acids)
Biological process (GO): intracellular signal transduction
Cellular component (GO): plasma membrane
Molecular function (GO): transmembrane receptor protein tyrosine kinase adaptor activity
Source: RefSeq, a predicted model, not a curated record
ACACUCCCUGUCCCCCAACCUACACCCUCUCCCACUAUAUCGCGAGAGACUGAUUGGGACAGCAGGCAGAGAAAUAUUCAUAUACCUGCAACAAGAGCAGUUGCAAAGCCCUUAUGAAUAAAUAGAUACCAUAUGAUUCAUCAAUAAGUUUAGCAUCAACAGGGGACAGCUAGACGGAGAGGAAUGGAUAUUAAUCUGAAUACUGACAGACACACUGCCUGCUUAGCAAUACAGCCAGCUAACGUUAGCUGACCAGCAGCUCAAACUUGAUAAUUUAUUAGCAGUGCUGGGUUAGCUAGUUAGCACCAGGCUAGUUCAAUAUACAUUUGCACUUCAUCUUUUUCGGAUUUCACCCACGCCAGCGAACAAAUUGCGUCUUUGUGCAAAAAGCUAACUGCACCGGCCUCGCGUUACACACUGGCCCGAAGAUGGUCACAAAUCCCUACCACAGGAUCCUCGCAGAGCCUUAAAACCGGAGAUCAACUGAGAACUACUAUCAGCUCAUCCUGCAGCUCAUGACAUAAUUCAGUGUUACUCCCCGUACACACGUUUACACAUUUUGUGCAGAAUGUGAACUAUUUUAGAGUCAAAUAAUUUUCUUUAAAUGGGGGAAAACUAUUAUCACAAUUAUCAGUCAUUUUCAGGCCCAAUUUUUCGGUCAGGUUUUCCAAAUUCGUGUCUAUUGUAAAAGCGUAGCCUGAUGAGCAGAUCGAGCGCCCCCCAUACGCAUGUUGUUCGCAACGAUCCUGACAUCUUUGAGGAUCGGUUGGUCUUAAAUUGAUCACUUAUUAGUCAAUCAUGAACGGCUCCCUCUUAACCCCGCCCAGUCCACGGGCUGCGGCUAAUUCGUCUCCCCUUCCGCCCUCCCCAUCUCCAUCUCCUUCUCCUCCAUCUCCAUCACUGUUGCCCCUCUCUACAAGACCCCCACCCUUGCCUCCUCCAACUCCUGUCAGUCAGCCCUUGUCAUCGUUAUCCGACACACCCACACCAUCUCCGUCUCCCUGCCUUAGCUGGACCGAGUUCUGUGAGCUCCACGCCCGAGUAGCCGCCGGUGACUUCGCCCGGCAUUUCCGGGCCUUCUUGCAGGAGAACCCUCAUUACUCCCCUGAUUCGGCAGCUGCGUUUUGCCGCCGCUUUACAGACAGAUUCGUUCGACAUUUCGAGAGCGAGCUCGAGGGGACCGGUGUCGGAAGGGAAGGAACGGUGAGCUGGGUCGCCCAAUCUGACGUUACGUCGCUGGAGGAGGAUGCAGCAUCUCCGUCCCUGCUGCCUCCAGAAGCCUCCACCCCAUGCCCGCCUACUCACACACGGGCUGCGCCCAAACCGGUCUUGACCCAGGAGGGCCGCGGCACAGAGCGAUUUCAGAGCGCCGGAACAUUUCAAGACUCGUAUGCUCAUACUCAGAUUCUCCCACCGUCCUCCUCUUCGUCAUGCUCUUCCUCUAUGGGUGGGAAUAAUGGGCGGAGGGAGGACAGGGGAAUAACGGUCAAAUAUAACCAACCUGGAUACAAAGACCUGGAAGAAGAGGAAGACAGCUGGGUGGGGCCUGUCGCCGGAGAGGAGGUGGAGACGGAUGUAGUAGCAAGGGACAAUGUGGGCGAGGGUGAUACGACUUCGGAUAGAGCCGAUCUCAGCCAGACUUCGACAUGCCCCAAUCCCUUUGGCACACCAGCAAACUCUGGGUCAAAAGGCAAUGGGACACCCAUCGGGGGUCACUCCAAGAAUAAACUAAAAAAGCGGUUCUCUUUGCGCAGCGUGGGCCGCAGCGUCCGAGGGAGCAUGCGAGGCAUCUUGCACUGGCGCAGCUCCUCCAGUGACGCCCCUCAGAACUGCAGCUCGGGUAAUUCCGCCCCAAUUCCUUCCAGUUACAGCUACACUACAGGCUUGCAAGACGGCAAGAGGAACUCUGGCUCGCAGGGCGUUCCUCCAUCUCUCCCUGUCUCUCUCUCCCUUCCCCUCUCUCUCCCUCACUCGUCGUCCUCUUCAUUGCCCCCAUCAUCCUCCAGUAGCGCCACCUCCCUCUCACUCUCCGAGGCCCGUGACUGGCGGAGAAGCAACGGCGAUGGGGAGAAGGAGAAGUGGAGUUACCGGUUGGAGAAACUGCGACUGUCUCGUUCACCGCCGCCGACUCUGUCUGCCGCAGCUCCAUCUUCCUCGGCCGUGUCGCCCUCGGCGCUACCACCAAGCAGCAUCGGUGCCACGAGGAAGAUGGGCAGGCUGGUACGGGAGGGAGGUGUAACUGUGUCCUCGUCUUCGGACGAGUUUGCCAGCACUCAUGGUUUCCCAGGAUUUCCCUUUGGACUGCUGCACCACGGCACAGACAGCACAACGUCAGGACAUCCCACGGCCUUGGGAGGAGCUGCAGGCGGAAGGGGGAUGCGUUGGCACAAGUGCCGUCUAGUUCUGAAAGAACGAGAUAAGGACGGAGGGGAUGGAGGGCUGGAGUAUUUCCUGGAGUUUUACAUCCCACCUAAGUCCUCCAAGCCCAGACUGACUGCCCCAUGCUGCUCUAUUGUUGAUGUGAGGAGCACUACAGCCAUAGAGGUGCCAGACAAAGAGAACACCUUCCUUCUGCAGUUGGAAGGUCAGGUGCAGUACGUGAUCGAGACCAGAGAUGCGGUUCAGAUGAGAGCUUGGCUUAGUGACAUCAGAAACGCCAUUUGUUUGAGUGAGCAAGAGGAUGUUGAGGGAGUGUGUGGCAGUGCCCUCACCGACCUCAGCAGUACACCAGAAUUCAACGACCGCCUGUCUCAAGUGUGCUAUGGUGGAGUUGGUGGUUCUCCUCAACUGGAGCCUCUACCUCCUGAGUUGCCACCCCGCGCCCCUCUUGAUGAAUCAGACAGUCGACUGCUUGGUGGGGGCGGAGCCGGUCUUGGCACACCUUUUGCAGAAACUCCUGAUGCCACAGGGUCGUUCCUGUUCUCCGAAGGUUCCGUUCCAGAGACGGUGGAACAUCCUCUGAGUGAGUGUCAGUGGUUCCACGGCACGCUCUCCCGUCUUAAGGCAGCCCAGCUGGUGCUGGCGGGCGGCUUGGCCAGCCAUGGAGUGUUCCUUGUGAGGCAGAGUGAGACACGGCGUGGGGAGUAUGUCCUCACCUUCAAUUUCCAGGGCAAAGCAAAGCACUUGCGUCUCUCCCUGAAUGAGGAUGGACAGUGUCGUGUGCAGCAUCUCUGGUUCCAGUCCAUUUUUGACAUGCUGGAGCAUUUCCGUGUGCACCCCAUUCCUCUGGAGUCUGGGGGUGCCUCUGAUGUCACCCUCAUCAGCUUUGUGGGGGCCACGAAUGUCCGGCAACCAGGCCGGGAAAGGGCAGGCAGCCGCCCCACAGUCUGUGAUGUCAUCACCACGCGCCACCCCGACUCUCCAUCAACCCCCAUCUCUGACUGUGUACUUGACCAGCAGACCCCGUAGUCCUCCUCAGCCACCUCCUCCCCCUCUGCCUCCGGGACGCCCUCCGCCCCCAACCCCGCCGCAGGAACGAGGGAGCGAGACGGAGGCCGCCGGAGGAGGCGGAGCAAGCAGCGGAGCGGAGGAGUGCGAGGAACGGGAGCGUGAGCCGCCUCUCCUCCAGCUGGAAGGGGUGGAGGGCGAGGAGCGAGAAGGAGGGAGAGCGAGAGCCAUCGACAACCAGUAUUCCUUCUUCUAAAAGGGGAAAACAACGAGGUGGGAUAGAGGAGGAAGAGGAGAGCCCUUCACAAUCAGUAUUUUCAGUAUUCUCCAGCGGAAGAACUGAGCGACCGAGUUAUUAACACUAUUAAACAUGAGCUUUCACAGUGUGAGAGAGAGAUGGAGAGAAAGAGAGAGAGACGCCCAAACACAUAAGCAUAUAUGAUACUGACGGUACAUUUUUAUUUUAUUUUUUUUAAACACUAAGUAACGGUACUACACUAAAUUGGAGGUGCGUUGUGAAAACGUUGGUCAGCUUUUACUAAUUUGUUCUCCAGUGUUUGUCAGUGCGAAUGUUCCUCCUCUAUUGCUGCUGCAUAGGAAGGUACAAAAGUGUCAGCGCCGCCACUGAGCUGGUGUCGUGUUUUAGCAACUUCAAGAGUCCUUCAAGUCAUUACAGUGUCGGACUCACUUAUUGAUUAUUCAGAUGUCUAGUAUUCUUUGACCCUUCGCACUUAUACGAAAGGAGUUUGUUUUUCCCCUCAGGUGAGCGGAAAUUUUCAAUUGUUCAGAGAUUGUUACCCACCAGCACUCUUGUUAUUAUUAUUACUACUAUUAUUAUUAUUACUGGAGCUUUUUAAGUUGUUUUCUUUUUGUUCUGCCACUGACAAACUGCGAAUGUCACAAAGUAGUAAUUUUUUUCCUGUUCAUUUCAAUUGUACUGAUUUUGCUAGUUCAGUAGCAGGCAUUGCCUCGGGCUUAACAACGUCCAGUUUUGCCAAAAACAAGCAAGCCCAGUCCUCUGAAGUCCAGUAGUAUUACUUCUUAAGGUUAAUUAGCGUAUUAAACAUCUCCAUAGACUCCAUUAUUACCUCAGAGUCCUGAUCUGUCACCCAGCUCCUCUGCUCUCCCUCUCUUUCUCCCUCUCUGUCUUUAUAUCCUACCCUUCCUUUUAGCUUUACAGUCUUUGGGUUUAUUGUUGUGUUUAUUUCAAAGCUAGAGUCCAGAGGAGGGAGAGAGAAUGUCCUUUGGUUUAAAAGAGAAAUUGUUAUUGAAUACGAAAAUGAUAAUAACUGAUGAUGAUAAUUAGAAUUUAAUAAUUGUCCUAAUAAUAGUAUUAUUUUUUUGUUUGUUUGUUUCAAAAUGCAUUUAUUUUUGUUGUUUACUAUAUGAACACACAAUAUUUGUUCUCCAAAAUCUGUUUUCUGUUUCUAAUUUUUUGUGCCUUUUAUAUCUCUUCUAAUCUCACUCUGUCUCCUUCAAACUUUGCUUCGGUUUCCAGAGAUUUCAGGAAAACUUUUGAAAAGGAAAAAAAAGAUAAAGAGCCCCUUUCUUCUUGUGCCUUUUCGUGUUGUUAACUGUAAUUCCCUCUCGUUUUGUGCCAGUCAUUCUUGAUUUUGUGCCUCGAUCAGUCUUUUUGCGGUGUCUGCCAUCCAGUUCAGUGCCUGCAUUGGUAUUUUCCUGUUUUGUUUCUCCAGUUCUGUCUCAGCUUUUUCAGUUGUUCUCUUCUUGAUCCUACAGAUCAUGUGGUAUGAUUUGCUUUCUCUCCAUUUGCCCCGUGCGCCUCCCUUUUACCCUUUAUUUAAACCUCUUAUUGUGCCUUCUCUCUCUUUUCUCUUCUCUCUCUGUCUGUCUGUGCUGGGACCGUGUGUUAAGGUGGACAAUGUUUCCCACUCUGUGUAAUUAGAGUUUCAGGUACUACAUUGAAUUAAAUGAUGAUGAUAUGAUAUGAUAUGAUAUAAUAUAAUUAUACUGAAACAAUUUGUCUGAGUUGUGUUUGUGUGAUACAGAUAGAUAGAUAAUGAAAUGAGAAAUUAGAUUUUAUUGCACUUUUCUUAUAAGAAUGGACGACUCUUGC